Messenger RNA from Penicillium oxalicum, 2889 nucleotides. RefSeq names its product putative DNA mismatch repair protein (Mlh3). The coding region runs from base 1 to 2889 and encodes 962 amino acids. The transcript has 2 exons. Gene Ontology annotation, molecular function: ATP hydrolysis activity; ATP binding; ATP-dependent DNA damage sensor activity. Gene Ontology annotation, cellular component: mismatch repair complex. The record is from RefSeq and is a predicted model, not a curated record. NCBI's taxonomy places the organism in Eukaryota, Fungi, Ascomycota, Eurotiomycetes, Eurotiales, Aspergillaceae. Gene Ontology annotation, biological process: mismatch repair.
AUGUCCAUGAAGACUGGUCAAACGAUUCGGGCACUGCCAGCAGAUGUGGCAGCCAAGAUCAAGUCUUCAACUUCGAUCACUGACCUUCAUGGGGUUGUUCUAGAGUUGGCCAAGAACUCGCUGGAUGCAGGGGCUCAGAUAAUUUCGAUCAGCGUGGACUUCAAACGAGGAGGCUGCAUAGUUGAGGAUGAUGGACUGGGAAUUCUGCCUGAAGAGUUUGAGCCUCACGGUGGUCUGGGCAAACCACAUCACACGUCCAAAUUCGGCAUUACGGACAUGUAUGGUCACCGGGGUCUUUAUCUCUCAUCUUUGGCAUCUUUAUCCCUGCUUACUGUGACAUCCCGGCACAAAAGACAUGCAAGCACCAACUCAAUUGUCUUUCAUCACGCGAGACCCGUGGCCCGUUUGACACCGGCUUUGAAGGGCCAACACCUUCAGCUGCGCGAUCAUGGCACUCGCGUUACUGUCAACAACCUUUUUGGAAAUAUGCCGGUUCGUGUUCGAAACCGGGCACUGGUUUUCGAGAAGGCUGAAGCAGUAGAGAAGGAGUGGGAGACCAUGAAACACAUUCUGGUGUCUCUCAUGCUCGCCAACGGUCAAAUUUCAAAGCUCACCCUGUCUGAUAUGACUCGGCAGAAAAGCGUCACGCUCCAUGCCAACGGGCCAAUCGAUACAGUCGAUCUCGCGCGCGUGGGCACUAUUCUUGCACAAUCUGGCUAUAUGGAACCGCGCCACAUGGACUCCUGGCAAGCAGUAUCCGCACGCACUACAGAUCUGAAAAUACAAGCGGCAAUAUCCACUCUACCGAGUCUUUCGAAAAGAGUACAGUUCAUAUCUCUUGGUAAUGAUCCAAUAUCUUCAUCGCACCCAUCCAAUAUUCUGUACAGCGAGAUUAAUCGGCUCAUGGCUUCUUCUGGGUAUGGUGACCCAGCAAGAUUGUCCGAUUUGGAGAUUUCAACUUGCACCAUGCCAGGAGGCAGGAGGUCAGAAUCGCUGGGCGGUAUGAGAAGCCGAAGCGGAUUAAAGCCCAUUCGUAAAUGGCCAAUGUUCUUUAUUCGCAUCGAUACGGAGCGACUUGGAUCCGUUCAAGACGGCGAUGAUCUCUCUUUUGCCCUCACAAAGUCUUUCCAAGAUAUACAGGAUGUUCUACAAUCGAUGGUGUUGGAAUUUUUGAAACAACAGGAUUUGAAACCAUCCGAAGCUCGGAAAAGGUCCAAGGUGGUUCAUCGUACCCGGAGCAGGUCAGGUACUGCGCGCACACAUGCCAAACGACCUGAAAGCAGUGUCAUGUGUCAUCGAAGUCCGAGUGGGAAAGAAGAUUUUGCACACGGAUUAAAACUGCCACUUUUUGAAAGAUCGCAGUCAGCCAAUACCGAUCUACAAUACAGCAACUGGUCCCGCAUCAAAGCGGCGAAAGCGCCCGAGAAAGCGGCGCUUGAACGAAAGACUGUCAAUCCGCCUGUUUUUGACACAGACGAAAGGCCAUCUUAUUCUAGCCGUGGAUCCUCGCUAUUGCCGCUGCAGAAAUGCGAGUCGAGUCAAAGUCCGCACUUUGGCGCACAUUCUGGCAACGUGGAGUCAACCCACAAAAUCCAGGGUCUUAGAACAACUUGCGCCCACGACAAGUGCCAGGAGCAUGGCCAUUCUGAGUCCACGAGGGACAAAUUGAUACCUUGGGUUGAUCCGCGAACUGGCAAAACGCACCAAAUCAACUCGCGGACAGGGCAAACCGUCAACUUACGAAAGAUUGAGGCUGGCCCUAGGUCCAACAGCUUCUUUACUACGCUGCAGCGGCAAGGUCGGUCUCAAGGACCGAGAACUGCCUCAGCACCCUCGUUGUGGGUGGAGAAUAUGCUGGACUCCUGGGAUAACCCCGUCUUUCCAAGAUCCGAGGCGCGUGUACCGAGUUUGAACUUUGAAAGUGAUCAAGCCAACAUUACGAAGGGCUCAGAUCGCUGCCAAGACAACAUUGCGAUUCUGAACAAGACCCACGUCGCGCGGUUCAAGGGCAAGCUGGGACGUGAGGCCCUAAAAAUGGCCACUAUUGUCGCUCAGGUGGACAGAAAGUUCAUCCUCGCCAAAUUAAACCCCUGCAAGUCAACCUUGCCAGGUCAUAGCGAUUCUCGGGGCGUUCUGGUAUUGAUCGACCAACACGCCGCUGACGAGCGAUGUCGGGUAGAACAACUGUAUGAAGACAUGUUCAUAUCGGGUGAUUUCGUGUCUCGACUUGACCAAGUCCAAACCGUGGAGAUCGAUCCGAUCGUGCUCCGCGUCUCUGCCUCCGAGCUUGCGCUUCUACGAAGGUGCUCAAAAUUUUGGGCUAGCUGGGGAAUCACUUAUAGCAUGGCCACUGACGGCGCUCCUGAAGGGGUCAUUCAUAUCAAGACCUUGCCGACUCUCAUUGCUGAGCGGUGUCGACUUGAGCCUGAACUGCUUGUAGACAUUCUUCGCCGUGAGAUAUGGCUUUGGGAGACCGAAGAAAGACAAGCCGGUAUGGGAAGGCCUGCGAAUAAUUCGCGACCGGAAUGCAACACCUUUCUGGGCGGCGGGGACACAGACUCUAAACAUUCGUGGGUGCAAAAGCUGAAAGGAUGCCCACAGGGAAUUCUCGAUCUUCUCAACUCUCGAGCAUGUCGGGGCGCCAUCAUGUUUAAUGAUCCCCUCGCAAUCAAUGAGUGCGAGGCAUUAGUUGCCAGGCUUUCCAGAUGUGCAUUCCCCUUCCAAUGUGCUCACGGUCGGCCGUCUAUGAUUCCUAUUCUGGACAUGAGAGCUCAGUCUGGCGUUGAAGCUUCUUUGCCCGCUUCUGAUGUGAUAGGUUCAAUUGACAUUGAAGAUGAUCAGCGCGACACAGAUUUUCUGGAUGCGUUCAGGAGACGGUAUGAAAAGUGA